UUCUUUUCUUUUUUUUUCCUCCCAGAGCUGGGGACUGAACCCAGGGCCUUGCGCUUGCUAGGCCAGCACUCUACCACUGAGCUAAAUCCCCAACCCCCUGCUCGGUGCUUCUUUUCGGUGGUGCUUAGUUUCCUGCUGGGUAUUCCUAAGCCAUUUUAGUUGCUGGUCCACAAAAGACAAUGGGAACACACCUGCUGAUUGCCCCCAACUCCUCAUCAACACUGGGCAGUGGGCAGACUCCUAAGAGGAGGCGGGGCCUCUUGAAGUCCUGGGUUUGUAGGAUUUCUAAGUCUCUGCUCAUUUGGUUUUGGGCUCUUCCCUGGUGCUUCCACCUCCUGUACCCAGGUAGACUCACUGUGUCGAGUAAAGAAACUAUUCCGGGAGCUGAUUGUCCCCAGCGACUCUCCUAGAGAGGAAUGGGGUCCUUCCAAAGAGGACCAAGGGCAGCCUCUGCAAGUUCAUUCAGGAUGUGCCAGGAUGGUAGGCUACAGCCAGAACCCAACACGGGAUCACAGCAUUGGCAGAGUCGACGGCAUGCCAAGCGUCCAGGCUUGGAGACUACUGAAGGACACACCAGCCUGUGACCUGGCUGCAGAGGUGGUGGCCUGUGAACAUUAGGGAUUGCUUAGCUUGACUGUCUGUGGGAGAUGAUGAGAGACGGCUAGGCCCAGAAGAAGAGUCGAGUCAUCUCUGCAUAAAUUUCUGGGGUCUUCCACAACCCGGGAGGAAUCCAGAUGCCAAGAUUCCACCAUGCAGGUUACCUCACCUUGUAGUUAGAAUUUCUCUUGCUAUGAUAAAAGCCACGACCAAAAGCAGCCAGAGGAGGGAGGAUUACUUCACUGUGUAGCUAGUAGCCCAUCAUCCGGGGAAGUCACAGUAGGAGUUCAAGGCAGGAAGGAGCACAGAGGUAAAAACUGAAGCAGAAGUUACAGAGGAACAGUGCUUACUGGCUUGCUUCUUACGUACGGUUUGCUCGGUCUGCUUUCUCAUGGUAUCUGGGACCACCAGCCCAAGAGGAGGAGUGAGGUAGACCAUCCUACACCAAUCCUCAAUUAAACCAACCAAACAAACAAAAAUGCUUGUAAUGACCUUACUGUGGGGGUGUUUUCUCAGUUAAGGCUCUCCCUUCUCAAAUGACUCUAGCUUCUGUCAGGUUGACAGAAGUGGAAACUGAAGGGUUCUUUGGAAAGUCCUUUGUGUUGGUUGGUGUUUUGCUAAAGCAGACACGUGAAGGAACGUUUCACUGAAGCAGACACAGGUGAAAGGAUGUUCUGCUAAAGCAAGCACGUGAAAGGACACGGGAUGAAGGAUUCUUCGAUAACGGCACGCAUGUACUGGUCUGCCUUACACUGCGUAAUUGAGCUCCUUUUGUCGGGACUCCAUAGAGAGAAACGCACCAAAAAAACCUUUUGGUGGUCUGCUGGCAGCGUCUUGCAGCUUCUGUGGACUCAGGAUGAUUGGUAGAGUGAUGUCAGCUGAGAGAGACUCACGUGAAGUUUUGCUAAGACAGACUCUCUGCUGAGACAAGACACGUGGUGAGGACACGUGAUGUUUGGAGGGAAUGUGAAUAGGACUGGACAGACAGAGACAAGGGCUUGGCUUACAGAGCUAGCUGUACAAUGCUUCUCGGUCUCAAGUCUUCGAUGAUCUUCUCUGUAUAGACAGAGGCACAGCUGAGAACUUCUCCUGGUGUCGCUGGUGGACUUGGUUGCUCCUGCUGACUCGUGCUGAUUUGUCCGAGGUCUGGCUGUUUCUGCUGGGUCAUCCCACCGCUGCUGCUAUCCCAACACUACUGAACUGGACUGCUGUCGUGUGCGUGAAGUGUUUGCAUGUGGAUUGAGCCGCUGCUGCUGACCUGUGAACUGAACUGCUGAUUUCCAGACAAUGCAGAUGGGAGUUGCUCUAAAGAACCUUUCUCAACAGGUCCACUUCCCCCAUAUCCUUUCUUUCCCACUACGUCUGGUGUGUGCUGGUCUAGAAGGGAGGUUAAAAUGUUAAGAACCAUCAUUAAAAGUAGACUUUGAAGAAGACUAAAGUUACAGUUAACCCGAAACUAGUCAGAACAUCUUGGCCGGUCUUCCAGGAUGGAGGCCAGUCUCUGCAGCUAGAAAGCCCUACUUGGUCCCCUGACUGCUGACACCCAGCAGGGUGUCACUCAUUGCUAGUAUGCUGGGGAAGAGCUGACUUCUUCGUGGCCGGCUUGCCCAGUCAUUGUCAUGUGCCCUAUGACCUUUGGUAUAUGCUUUGGGCCUUAGUUGGACCCAUCUGUACGCGUGUCAAUCAAUAGCACCUCCAUCACAGGGUUGGCUACGGUGGGGAGCAAUGGUUUUUUUCUUUUUCUUUUUUUUUUUUUUUUUUUUUUGGACAAGAGCAAAAUGGGUGUGGUGAGGGCCGAGGAUCCAUGGGACAGGGAUGCAGACUGUUACCAGUUGCCAUUUUGAUCAGAAGUCAGGGCUGCCCCUGUCCCAUAGAGACAUGAUGAGGUUGCUGUUUGCCCCAGUGAGGGCUACCUACAGUCCCUAGCCAGGUAGGAACUAUGCACAGGACCCACACAGGAGGUCCCUAGAGAGGGGGCGGAUGCUUUCUCUCUCAGCAGCACCCUACACAGAAGGGGAGUGAUGUGGACCGGGUAGUCUUGAUGCUGCAGUUUCAUAGUAACUCAUGGAGGGUGAUCUUGGAGAGAAAAGAAGUCACUUCCUUGGGCACUGGGAAGAGCACAGGCUGAGGGCACGGUCAGUGGUAUCUGGGAUCAAGGCUCGAGAGUCCAGUAGUGCUCAGGUUUUACUGGGACAGCUCUAACUAAGCCUGUGUCGUCUCUAGUCUACUACGAGCACACGACGGUGGGGAGCACGACGGUGGGGAAAUAUAAAAAUCUGGGCCAGGGGUUAGGGAUAUUGCUCUAUUAAAAAAAAAAAAAAAAAAAAAAAGGACUCGAUGCACAAGCAUAAAAGGAUCCAAAUUUGAUUCCCAAAACCCAUCUAAAAAGAUAGGCACAUUUGUAAUUCCAGCACCGGGGAGAUAGAGACAGCUGGAUUCUUGGGUUCACUGGCUGGCCAGCCUAGCCUGACUGGUGAAUUCAGUCUCAUUAUCUCAGGGAAUAAGGCUGAGGAAUGACUCCUGCAAUCAACUUCUGACCUUGACCAGUACAUACACACAUGUGGAACCACACACACACACACACACACACACACACACACACACACACACACACACAUGUGCACACUAAUUGAGCCAAAUACCUUUCAGGUAAUUUUUUUUCCCCCUACAACGUACAGUUCUUCCAGGUGAGCAAACACAAGACAGUACACCCCACCCCCACCCUGCAGUGCCUUCUCAAUUUCCUGCUCACAGCAUUUUGGCUUCUUCUGGAAAGUGCUGUUAGGCCCAGAGAAGUUCCCUAGACCUCAGGAGCCUGACUUACGGGGCCCACCUGCUUGAUUUUUCAAAUGAAAGCAGAUUCCGGGGUAUUCCUGUGGUACCGUAUGAAAGACUCUGCACCUUUCAAAAACUGUAUGGUGUGGGGGUACAGCUCACUUAAGUAGCCCCGCCUCCAGUUCCAUCCCCAAGGGUGAGAAGAGAAACAACAAUACUUAAAAACCAAAGCCCAAAUCAGAAAGUUAAAAUGUAGCCAGGACACAGCCCCAAAUUGAUGGCUACGGUAAACACAGUCUGUUUAUUUCAGAUGCUUUCAGAAAUCUGUAUCCACCUGGCUGAGGGGCCCAGAAGGUGAAGAGACCUCUGGCAUCUGGGUCAAGGGCCUUCCCGUGUGCAGGUUUCCUGUAAAUGCUGUUGGAUCCGGGUCAAAGCUGACUCUGUGGGAUCUGAGAAACCACAGCCUCCCUGGGGAGUCCCCCUGGGGCUCCCACUCACCCCAUGCACCAGGAAAGCUUGGUUUCUGCUUGACUUAUUGUCUCCGCAGGAGAGGCCCCAAGUUUUUCCCCUUUCUGCCACCCUCCUCCCUAAGGCUCUGUCCUUCUUUCUGUGGCCCUGUGGUCCCUCUGAAGCUCUGGGCACAGCUAGGACACAGUACACAGGACUGCCCUCUGGAAGUUGCCCCACGGUUGUGUUUCAGGAAAACCUAGAAGGGCAUUAGUGGGCAGGGCUGGAAGGCGUCACAUUAAGGCCAGGACUUAGGGCCAUAUGAGUUAGCCUCCUGGAGAAAGGGCCAACGAAGGCACAGACCCUGGAGGGAACAUAAGCUGGGCCAUGAGAGGGUUUGGAAAAGUGGCUGGAAGAGUUUGCUGGAUGUCAGAAUGCCACUGUGAACCGACAGAAGUGGCCGGGUGGAAAUGUGACCUGAAGGGUGGUUCAGAGGUGGGAGCUGAAAUGGGGCAAGGUCCCUUCCCCCAGUGCCCUCUCCUCCAGUGUCCCUUGGCUUUUUGGGUUAGAUUGCCCCACCCUUGGCUUUGGCUUGCUGACCAUGGGCAAGUCCUGGCCACGAUCCCCGGUUGGAAGCUUGAAGAGGUACCAUAAGGGAGUUGCAGUGUCUGAGCCUCCCCCUCCCCCAACACACCCUUGCCCCCACACCCCAUGUGUGGGCCUGAACAACCACUCUGCUGCCUGGCGGAUCCUGCGAUGUUUCCCAGGCAACUGUCUCAUACAGCCUGUCUGCCUGGCACUCCCACACCCCAUAAAUGCCGCCGUGCCUGGAUCCAGGCAGCCUUGCCUGCUUGGCACACACAGGCCAGCAGGUGUGGGGAAUGCAGCCCGUUGUCAGAAGGCCACGCAGGCAGAGAGGCAGCUCAGGCCUCUUGGACACCCUCACGCAGUCAGUGAGUAUGGCUGGGGUGCCCUGCGUAGAUGCCACGCUGUUCUACCUCACAGUAAGUGUGGGGAGAUCUGAGUGGCAUGGCUAGAGUAUGUCCCCGGGCAUGCUGGCCUCUACAGGUUUCACUCGAAAGCUAACCCUAACCUGUGUCCUUUCUGGACUUGGACACCGACAGGUGCUGUCACUGUCAUGACCCAUUUGUCCAGUAAAUUAAUGGUAAACCCGGUUCCCAAGAAGGCAAGGAGAAUGUUGGAAGUCAAGCAGGACUUGGAUGACCCCAGCAGCUUCCAACUGGGGUUCUGAUGGACGGGUUCACCUAGUCCACCAGCUUACCAGCCCCUGUUGACGGCAGAGAUCAAUCUGGUGACCAGCUUUGCUAGUGAGAAAGUCAGGAUUCUGUUAAUACCACCUUGAGAAAAUAGCUUGCUGAGACACCAACCCGGCCGGCAGACCCUCGGCACUUCUGAGACUAGCUUUGGAGGGUGGAGUUUAGGCUUUUCCUCCAAGAAAAUACGGUCUAAUGAUGGACAAGGCCAAAGAGAAAAAGGUGGGCUCAACCUGGGUGUGGGUGGGCAGAUGCAGGCAGCUUUACUGCUUCCCACACUGGGUCACUUUCUGCAUCACCAGUGUGUCUCCUCCAAAGGGCCGAAGUAUCCUUUUGUAACUGUGAAUCUUGGCUCAGAAGGAAAGUUGUUUCUGCAAUGCAAGGGUUAAUCCCAAGCAGAAAGUAUUUUCCAGUAAAUUCCUUGUCACCACAACAGAUAGCUCCAGGAGAGUGAAAUCCUUUCACCGUAUUCAAUCUUAGGUUUUUAAAUUUUUUUCUUUUAAUUUAUUUUGUUUUUCAAGACAGGGUUUCUCUUUGUGUAACCCUGGCUGUCCUGGAACUUGAUUUGUAAACCAGGCUGGCCUUGAACUCACAUUGAGCCACAUGCUUCUGCCUCCUGAGUGCUGGAAUUAAAGGCAACACCACCACCUGGCUUCAACUUUACAUUCUGGAGAGAUAGCUCAGUGGUUAACAGCACUUCACUGCUCUUCUAGUGGUCCCAGUUCCCAGCAAUCACAUGGUGGCUCACAACCAUUUAUACUGGGAUCUGAUGCCCUCUUCUGGCAUGCAGGUGUAGGUGCAGCUAGAGCACUUACAUACAUAUUUUUUUUUUCUUUUUCUUUUUCUCAGAGCUGGGGACCGAACCCAGGGCCUUGCACUUGCUAGGCAAGCGCUCUACCACUGAGCUAAAUCUCCAACCCCCAUAAAUAUUUUUUUAAAAAUUCCUUCCUCUGUGGUGUGAGCAUACACACCAUAGUGGAGGUCAGGAGACAACCUCACUUUCCAUAUUGUUUAAGGCAGUCUCCUCUUUGGUUCCUGUCUCUGCUCAUCUCAAAGUACCCUGGGAGUCCAGACUUGUGCUGUCCGGCAUGGUUUCACGUUGGUUUUGAGAACUGACCUCAGGGCCUCAUGCUUGCACAGACACUUUGCCCACUGAGACAUCUCCUCAGUCCAAAUUCAACUUUUUGCUUUUUUGUUUUUGUUUUUGUUUUUUUUUCAGAGCUGGGGACCAAACCCAGGGUCUUGCGCUUACUAGGCAAGCGCUCCACCACUGAGCUAAAUCCCCAACCCCUUGUUUUGUCUUGAGACAGGAUCUUUCUUCAUAGCCCUGUUAUCCUGGAACUCACUCCACAGAGCAAACUCAUAGAGACCCUCCUGCCUCUGCCUCCUGAGCACUGGGAUGAAAGGUCUGUGCCAGCACCGUUCAAAUUAAACUUUUAAAGCCUUUCUUGGCAAUACUUCGCAGACAGCUGGGACAAGGUCACUGCUGGGGCUGCUCAUUACCCUGCUUCUACCUCCUCAGGUUCUAAAGAUGGUUGGAUUGGGGCUGGAGCGACGAUUUAAUGGUUAAGAACAUUUCCUUUCUUUCUUUCUUUUUUUUUUUUUUUUCGGAGCUGGGGACCGAACCCAGGGCCUUGCACUUGCUAGGCAAGCGCUCUACCACUGAGCUAAAUCCCCAACCCCAGUUAAGAACAUUUGCUCCUCUUUGCAAAGGAUCCAGGUUCAUUUCCCAGCAUCCGCAUGGUAGCUCGCAACUGUAACCACAGUUCUAGGAGAUCCAAGAUCUUUUCCCACCUCUGUGGGCAGCAGACACAUACCGCACAGAUAUCUGCUCUCGGAUCCUUAGGAGAUUAAACUUGCUGAUCCUCUUCAAGCCUACAGAGAUAGAAGACAACCUCGGUCCGGAAUCCAUCCCCGACCCUGGCCUGGACACAAUUUCCAGGUUGUGGAACCUGGAAGUACUCACAGUAGGGGUGAUCUCACCUAAAGAUGAGAGGCAAAGUUCUGACUGGAGGAAGAGCCAGGAAAGGGGUUAGGGAGUCAGAUGGUUGCAGGACAGGCUUUUGGACCGUCCCUGACCCCUGGGGGCUUUGCAGUAGAAUGCUAUUAGCGAAUCCCAAUGCGUCUGUCAAAGUGCCUGGGCUUUUGCUGCCACCAAGUGAUGGGUUGCAGGAUUGCAGGGCGGGUUAUUGGCUAGGUAGGAAACCGGGGAUUUUCUCUCUGAGCCUUCAUCCCCUGGGCUUUGAGGUUUCAUUGCCUCUCUCUUUGGUAGAAAAACCCAGUUCCUUCUAUAAGAAGAAGAGGAAGAUGAUGGCAAAACUGGACUUGGGAAUCUGGCCCUGUCCAUGGGGCCCUCCUGAGAAAGGCCAAAGAACUGGAAACUGAGGCAGGGCAUUGUCUAGUACCACUGGGAGGUGCCAUCAGCAGGGCAAGCCUGACAGUUCUCAGCACGUGUUGACAGAUGGGAGCCCAGGCUCCAGGGUCUGCACAGGGUCGGGUGGGUCCAAUCUCGCACCCCUGCAAACUGGAGGUCAGCUCCACGCUGUCGCGACUCUCCCUCAAGGCGGCAGCCUCGUGUUCCCAACGGUUGGGAUCUCGGCGCCUUAGAUUUCCAGCGCCACAAAAGGGAGCUGGCACUUGGCAGAGCGGAGAGCGGGGGCUCUGGAAGCCUCCGGAGCGGGUCCCGGUCGGAGGGCGGGUCUGGCUGCCCCCUAACUGCCGCCCCUGGUUUCUCUCGGAGGAAAGUAAGAGUGAGCCGUGGGCUGCUCUGCUGCGCAGCACCGUGGGCGGGAACACGGAUUGGACCCCGAACAGUCAGCCAUUACCACCGCUGCCUGCUUUUCCCAGCCAGGAAUCUCUGCCUGACCCAGAGUCCACUGUGCCUCCUGAGGUCUUCACUGUAGGAUCCAAGACUUUUUCCUGGACGCCUUUUCCGCCUGCCCUUCGUGGCUCUGGAAGCUCCUGCCGCCUGUUACGUUGUCCUGAAGGCUCUCCGGGGUCACCUGCUCCAUCCCUGAAAGGAUGCCCUGCACUGGAUUCCCGUCAAACUCCCAGCACCCAGGAGUGUGUGCAGAGUCAACUUGUGUUGCUGAACUGCCCAUUGUGCCAGAAGGCAUUUGACCCGAAGCUGACCCAGCUAGAUGUGGAUAGCCACCUUGCUCAGUGCUUGGCUGAAAGCACAGAAGACGUGGUGUGGUGACCUGCAGGCUGCCUUGCUGUAUCCUCUCCUUCAAGCCUAUAUGCUGACAUUGGAUGUGGCUGCUGAGAGGUCUCUGGGACACCUGAGGGCUGGCUCCUUCUGGUUUUGUUCCUGGGCACAGGACGUAGUGCUGGUCACUGACAGCAGGCAGCAGAUCCCCUGCGGGCUCAUUUUCAUUGUCAGCCUAAUUGCAUUUGGAAUCACCUAGGAGACACAUCUCAGGGUGGAGACACAUCUCAGGGUGAGCCUGUGAAACUGUUUCUAGAGAUUAACUGGGAAAGGAAGAGCCACUUGAAUGUGGGUGGCACCCGUGGCCUGGGGUCCCACUGAUUGACUAUGUGUGGCACCAUGGCCUGGGGUCCCACUGACUGAAAAGGGAAAAAGGAGAAAUUGAGCUGUUUCCUGAUUGGGGAUGUGAUGAGACACACUUCUCACCUAUGCCCUCCCUGCUACAGGGACUGUACCUUCUUCAACUUGUGAGCCAGAAUAAAUCUUAAGUUGCUUUCCA
This is a messenger RNA of Rattus norvegicus (Norway rat), 8800 nucleotides long. It is a transcript of the gene Faap20, whose product is annotated as FA core complex associated protein 20. NCBI's taxonomy places the organism in Eukaryota, Metazoa, Chordata, Mammalia, Rodentia, Muridae. Gene Ontology annotation, molecular function: ubiquitin binding. Gene Ontology annotation, cellular component: nucleus; chromosome. The record is from RefSeq and is a predicted model, not a curated record.